Messenger RNA from Ylistrum balloti, 6417 nucleotides. RefSeq names its product fringe glycosyltransferase-like. Gene Ontology annotation, biological process: regulation of Notch signaling pathway. Gene Ontology annotation, molecular function: O-fucosylpeptide 3-beta-N-acetylglucosaminyltransferase activity. Bases 73 to 1164 code for a protein of 363 amino acids. Gene Ontology annotation, cellular component: membrane. The transcript is spliced from 10 exons. The record is from RefSeq and is a predicted model, not a curated record. Lineage: Eukaryota; Metazoa; Mollusca; Bivalvia; Pectinida; Pectinidae.
CAGUGUCAGCGAGUGUGUCGGUAUGUAAGCGCUCUCGAUCACAGAUGUUUGGGAAGGCACCCUUUAAAAGUUAUGAGGUGUUCUCUUCGGAAAGGUAUAAAAAUCGCAGUAUGUUUGUCUGUUUUAAUCUUUUCGGUUGUAUUAUUCUUUCAUGAUAACUUCGAAAAAAGUUUAGCAGCACAGGGACAAAGUUUUCGACAGAAACAACAUGGCGUCGUGGGACCUGUUGAUCAACUCUUGGACACUGAACUGUCCAGGAAACAACGAAAUGCAAUGUCAGUAGAAACUGUUAAGGAUGACGAAAAAGAAAAAAAUCCAAAAACGAAACCAAGUUUAAAAUCGAAAGACAGAAGGACAGAAAUUGAUGACAUAUUUAUUGCCAUCAAAACGACCAAGAAGUAUCAUAUUCGCCGACUAAAGCUGCUUCUGGAUACGUGGAUCCCACUAGCUAGGGAGGAGACAUACAUCUUUACAGAUGGAGAUGACAAGUUGGAUGUUCCAGAUGGACAUCUCAUCAACACCAACUGUUCCAACACUCAUUACAGAAAAGCUCUAAGCUGUAAGAUGGCAGUGGAGUAUGAUUACUUCAUGUUUUCAGGGAAAAGAUGGUUUUGUCACCUCGACGAUGACACCUACCUGAAUGUGCCUGGCCUAGUGAAGCUACUUCAGACAUACAACCAUACUGAUGAUUGGUAUUUGGGUCGCCCAAGUCUUCGACACCCUAUAGAAGUUGUGAAGCGAUCUAACCCAGAGCAGAAAAUAGCCUUCUGGUUUGCCACUGGUGGAGCUGGGUUCUGCAUUAGUCGCAGUCUCGCUCUGAAAAUGAUGCCUCAUGCAAGUGGAGGUAGAUUUAUGACGACUUCUGACAUGAUCCGUCUGCCUGAUGACUGUACUGUAGGAUUCAUCAUCAACAACCUCCUACAGAAGGAGCUGACAGUAAUUGACCGGUUCCACUCACACCUGGAGGCCCUCUUGUGGAUACACAAUCUGCAGGACCAGUUGACGUUCAGUUACAUGGAUAACAAUGUUGUGACAAUUGAUGGGUUUUCCAUUGCACAGGAUCCUUCCAGAUUAUACUCACUCCAUUGCAUGCUGUUUCCAACAUCAGAUAUAUGCAAUACUCUAAGGAAAGGACAAGCCACGGCACACAAAAUGAAACUGUAAUAAGUUGGGUAACAUCAACAAGUCAUCCUACAUGGUGAGGAUAGGACUAAUCACGCACCAUCUCCUACAAGUCAUCCUACAUGGUGAGGAUAGGACUUAUCACGCACCAUCUCCUAAAAGUCAUUCUACAUGGUGAGGAUAGGACUAAUCAUGCACCAUCUCCUACAAGUCAUCCUAUAUGGUGAGGAUAGGACUAAUCACGCACCAUCUCCUACAAGUCAUCCUACAUGGUGAGGAUAGGACUAAUCAGGCACCAUCUCCUACACAUUAUACUACUUACUAAGAAUGAGAGUAAGUGGGUACCAUCUCCAACUUUCACUUUAGAAUUACAGUUGCAAACAUUAGGAUGUUAUUGAUAGUCAGAAUGUAAGCUUUUUGUGAUACUCAAACAAAUUAACUCAUGUAAAUAUUACCAUUGUUAUUGUGAUCAUGUUCUUUUGUCCUCUCUUAAUUUUCUUUCUUAAGUGUAUAACACCAAUAAUAUGUCAUAAUGUAGAUAUAUCUAUCUUCUGCAUAAAUUGUAUGCUUUUUUGUUUGUAUGUAAUUUGUUCUGAUGUCUUAAAAUAAGGCUGCUGGUCUAAUGUUCUCUCUCAGGUUUAUUCUAAUUGGUCCUGUGUUCUGUAUUAUGGUACAAACUGUACCUAACAACCUCCAACCUAAUUGGUCCUGUGUUCUGUAUUAUGGUACAAGCUGUACCUAACAACCUCCAACCUAAUUGGUCUUGUGUUCUGUAUUAUUGUACAAGCUGUACCUAAUAACCUCCAACCUUAAUGGUCAUGUGUUCUGUAUUAUGGUACAAGCUGUACCUAACAACCUCCAACCUUAUUGGUCCUGUGUUCUGUAUUAUGGUACAAGCUGUACCUAACAACCUCCAACCUUAUUGGUCCUGUGUUCUGUAUUAUGGUACAAACUGUACCUAACAACCUCCAACCUUAUUGGUCCUGUGUUCUGUAUUAUGGUACAAGCUGUACCUAACAACCUCCAACCUUAUUGGUCAUGUGUUCUGUAUCAUGGUACAAAUUGUACCUAACAACCUCCAACCUAAUUGGUCCUGUGUUCUGUAUUAUAGUACAAGCUGUACCUAACAACCUCCAACCUUAUUGGUCCUGUGUUCUGUAUUAUGGUACAAACUGUACCUAACAACCUCCAACUUAUUGGUCCUGUGUUCUGUAUCAUGGUAAGAACUAUACCUAACAACCUCCAACCUUACUGGUCUUGUGUUUUUGUUCAGGAUGUACUUAAGAACCCCCAACCUUAUUGAUUUUGUGUUUUGGUACAGGUUAUACCUAACAUCCUUCACCGUUAAUGGUCCUGUGUUCUGUGUUUUGGUACAGGCUAUACCUAACAUCCUUCACCUGUAAUGGUCCUGUGUUCUGUGUUUAGGUACAAGCUAUACCUAACAGUCUCAAACUUUAUUGGGCUUGUGCUCAGUGUUGUGAUAUUCGCACAUGGUUGAACUGUGUUCAGUGCAUUGUUUUCUUUAAUGUAGAGACUUGCAUACAUAGUAUAUUCUGUAUAUAGGUUCUCCCUUUAUAAAUCAAUGGAUUGCCAGUGAUGUAUAUUUUUAUAUGAAAAUGUUUUGUUUUGUUGGUUUUUUAAGAUCAAUGGAAGCAGUAUUUUAUCAUUCCUACCAUCUUGACGUUUGAAAUUUGAUAAAUAUUUUUUUUAUUAUUUUUUUUUCUAUUUGACAAAACUCAUCCUCUGAUAAAUGCUUUAAUUAUUGGAUCAAAAAUAUAAUUUGAUAUAGCAUUGAUUAAAUCUGUUGUUAGAACAGUUUUUAGACCAAACAUCACAAUCUUAGACUGUCUUGUAUAUAUUUCUGUUAAAAUGAAGUAAGUGUUGACCCAUGUGUUUAUUAGCGUUUUAAACCAAAACAAAUGGUUGCCAAAUAUAUUCCUUUGUCCAUAUUUUGCAUUCUGAUAUUUUUCCUUUGAAACAUUAUGGUGCAUAUCACACACUCAUUGAUCUCUUUCUCAUUCUAUAAAUCUAUCACAGUUUAGACUGUCUUUUAAAAUUGUCUUAUUGUCUCAAUGUAUACUUUCAAAUGAGGGCUGUUCCAGUGAAGCAUCUACUUGACCCCAGAAUUCUAAAAUAAAUCACUUCGAUCUAGAUGUUUGUGUGUCCUAUCUAUUACAUCUAAGCAGAUUAUAGUUCAAUUCUAUGGAAUGUACUAUACAAAACCUGCAGUCCUGGAGCGGUGUCGAUGUUUUACUGGACAAAUCAUUUUUUUCCUGUUUAUUCAUUAAGAAAUCCACUGCUUGUUCAUUAUCUACUUUGCUCAAUAUUGGUUCAAACUGAAAAUCUAUUACUGCUUUAGUAAAGGUGCUACAACCAUGUCAUUAAGAAUAAUGCACAGCAAAUCUGAGAUGUGGUGAUUCACUGUUGAAUCAGAUGUAUUGAAGGUGUCAUUUUACUCUUGAAUCUUAAAUAUAAAAGAUGUGUUGCUUCUCUCUUGAAUCUAGAAAGUAAUGAUUCACUAUUCAGUCAUUAGAUAUUUUGUAUAAGAAUCACUAUUGAAUCUGAAAUAUUCAAUAUAUGGAGAUUCACUGUUGAAUCAGAAGUAUUUGAGAGGUGGUGAUUCACUUUUGAAUCUGAAGUAUUGAAGAUGUGAUGAUUCACUGUUGAAUCUUUGAUAUAAAACGUGUGUUGAUUCACUCUUAAAUCUGAGAUUUGACGAUUCACAUUUGAGCUUUGAGAUAUUUUAUACGAGAUUCACUACCGAAUGUUAAAUAUUCAAUAUGUGAUUCACAUUUCAAUCUGAAAUAUUUAAGAUGUAAGCUAAGGUGAUUGACUGGUGGUUAACUACUGAUUCUGAAAGAAUGUGAUUCAUGUGAUUUGUCCUGAGAACAUAAUGAUAAGAAACAUGAUACAUGAGGUGUACUUUUUUCAUUUUGACUCCUUUUCUAUAUUGUACAAUAUUCCACAUAUCUUUGUUGGGAACAAAUUGUAUUGUUAUAAAAUGUCUUGUUGAAUUUCUUCUGUUUCUAUAAGAUAUAUGCAUGUAAUUCCACUUGGAGUUGGCACAUACAUUGUUAAAUUCUUUCCUUUUUUAUAUCAGACUGACCAAUGUUAUAAGGAAUUGUUAUUGAUGUACAUACGAUCGUUGUUUAAAUUGUUUAAAACUCAUGAUUUAUGUAAUUGUGAGGACUUUCAGUAGCUUUGUAGUAAUAUAGGUGACAUUCUGUUAGACUAAAGGAUGGAAUGAAAUGAAUUAUCAUGUAACAACAGUUUCAUGUCGUUAAUCCAAAGAUCACAAUUAUAUUGUCAUUGAUCUCUGAUCUAGUAGGUGAGUACUGACUUUUAUAAAAUAACAGUUGACCUUUAGCCAUACAUGAUCUCUGACCUUGAAACUAGCAGACAGCAACGACUGACUAAAUGACCUUGAACUAUACAGAAAGUGUGAACUGACCUUGAAUGACCUUGAACAAUACAGAGUAUGAACUGAACUUGAAUUUACUGUAAACUAGGAAACUUUCAUCACAGGUCAACUUCUGUCUUUUACUCCCUUUUAAUAUUUUAGUAAAAUUUAAAGUACAUGUUCUCUAAAAUUUGUUAUCAAAGCUGAAAUAUACAAUUUUAGGCAAUUCAGGAUGAAUCAACACUUGGCAAAAAUAAUCAUUUUGAUGCAAGGGUGAAAAUAAAACCUUGGAAAAUAUUUCCUUGCAUACAGAAAAUAAUUACUGACCUUAAGCAGCGAAUGAUUUGAAAGUGACCUUGAAACAUGUAUAAGCCAUGGUAAAUGACAAUUGACCAAUAUGAUUGUAUAACGAUCAAAGCCUACUGUUUAGGCCUGACAUUUAACAUAUUAUAUAGUGACUUUUUAUAUUUUGCUUGAUUUCUAUAGCUUUUGUAACUAGUUCAUUUUGAUUUUGUUUCAUUAUGACACAGCUGAAGAUUGGGACCACAGUUGUAUUGUUGUAUUUACAAUAACGUCAUUAUGGAUAUGUAUAUGUGUAUUGACAUAUUAUUUUACUUAUUAUUUUAUAUAACUUUAAGUGCCCUUUCCCAAUGUUAAGUGUUGAUUUAAUGAGUUCAUUGAAGUUAUAUAUGUGGACUAAUAUAUGUACAUGUUCUCUUUUCUUCAUUACAUACUGUUAAACUCUCCUCACAUUUACUGACAGUUAAACCAGGUAACCCCCGCACAUUCGUGUCUUUAGAGUAAAAUCUCUAAAUGUGAAUUCCCCUCAUUUUGUUGGUGUCCACACUUACCAUCAUACCAGGUAUUUCCAAUGCCUUCCAUAUUUCAUAUUUCAUACUGAUUCUUCACAUAUUGCCAAACUUUAAUUAGCAGUGAUGGAAUUUGAUACAAGUUUCCAGAUUAUUCUUUGAUUUUGGCCAAUUUCAUAGAUAGAAGAUAUCAAAAGAUUUAUAUUUCUGCCAGUACUGGGUGAAAAUUCACUAUUCAUACUUAUAUGUACAACAAAGGAAAUGUAAUGGUAGCACAGGUUCAGCGUAAUAGCAGUACAGACUCCUUUUGAAAAUAAAUUGUUUUAUAUGGCAAAAUAGAGAGAAAUUUAAUCCUUUUCCUUUGUAUAUUAAAAUGAUAUAACUAUAUUUUGACUUUGUAUUUAACAUUAUUUGAACAAAAAGGUGUGUUUCUCAUAUAAGUAAGACAUGUUUGACAAUGAAAAGAAAUUUAUUUAGCCUAAAGAAUCUAUGUACAUUAUACAGGCACUCUGAAACUUUUUUUUAAUUAUGAUGCUGUAUUUCUAAUUGCACUCCCAAAUGUGUGCAAACUUGUACUUUUCAUAUGUACACUCCUAUAGUUUGUAAAUUGUACACUUUUAGAUUGUUCAAAUGUACACUACCAAAGACUGUUUCUCUUUGGUCUUUGAUACUCUUUUGUCUGUUUAAAUAUGUUCAUGUCUGUUCUGUUUUGAUUUAGUGUUCAAAACUUUAUUAUUAAGACAAAUUUUAAAUUCUAUUUGUAUCUUUUCUCAUCAUUUGGUGCCUUUUUUCAUUUACUUUCUUUUUUAAUUAUCAUUAUGUUACGUUAACAUUUACUGCCUUCACUGUAAUUAACUCCAGCAUUCAGAUAUACUUGGAUGAUUUUUUUGUCAUCACUAAUAUCAUUGCUAAUUAAGAAAGGCUAAGAUAAAAUUUUGAAUUUUUAAAAAGUUUUCACCUUAAGAAUUAUAGUCUAGCAUUACUGAGGUAAAACUUCAGAUGUUGACUUAUUCCAGUGUUCAGUUGUUUAGUCUUUAACAUAUAUCCAGGAGGCACUGGUGCUAAAUAAAUCUAUUUUUUUGUUAA